This is a messenger RNA of Mycetomoellerius zeteki, 1858 nucleotides long. It is a transcript of the gene DNaseII, whose product is annotated as deoxyribonuclease II. Gene Ontology annotation, biological process: apoptotic DNA fragmentation. Gene Ontology annotation, molecular function: deoxyribonuclease II activity. The transcript is spliced from 8 exons. Bases 521 to 1657 code for a protein of 378 amino acids. Lineage: Eukaryota; Metazoa; Arthropoda; Insecta; Hymenoptera; Formicidae. The record is from RefSeq and is a predicted model, not a curated record.
GCACAGAUUGAAUGCAUUGGACGCAUGGAAUUAAGUGACUAUGUGACGUCAUUAGUGAUCUUCAUUCUUCAUGGUCGUUUUCUUUCUUAUGCCUUCGCGUCUCUGGAGGUUGGAAUCUUCUGGAGUCUUCACAAAACCUUCGUCACGGUUACAUUAUCGGUGAAUACCUGUUCUAUAGUGUCGAUAUCAUCAGUCGAAGCAGCUCAUAGAAAAGAAUGGAGUUUCGACAGAAAUACGUGACAUUCGCGCUUCAAUGAGUCGAAAGUAAUGCAGACCGAACUAUUUAUCGGCGCGAUUACAGUUUUCGCUUUGUAAUUUGUUGCUACGAUGUAAACAGUUCGCAAGUGUAGUAGUAUAUGUAGAUACAGCAGAAGUGUGUGUUUGUCGAUGUAUUUUAAUUAACACCAUUUUAAGUCAUAACUCAUAAAUGUCUGCUGGUUCGGAGAGCAGUAGAUCAUGAAUCGGUGUGCCCGCGAUCGCUACGAAUUUUUCUUGAGUUGGAUAUUGAUAGCGUAAUUUAAUGAUGUUCUUACUAUUGUGCAUAAGCAUUUUCUUAUUUACAUGCAAUGCGGCAAAUCCUCGGUGUAAAGAUGAAAAUAAUCAAGUUGUCGAUUGGUAUGUGCUUUACAAGUUGCCGAAGGUAUCGGAAAGCAGCAAUCCUAUGAUUAGAAAUGGAACAGCGUAUUUAUAUAUGACUAAUAAUACUGUUGCUGAAGGUUGGCAGUUAUCUACGAAGAAAAUUAGCGCAAAAAAUUCCAUACCAGGAAAUACUUUAGCAUCUUUAUACAAAGACUCAAUAGCAUCGAAGACUUUUUGGGUCUUGUACAAUGAUGAUCCGCCUAAUAGAUCUACCAAUGCAAAAUAUGGUCAUACGAAAGGCGCUGUGAUGACGAACAAACAAGAGGGUUUUUGGUUAAUACAUAGCGUUCCGAAUUAUCCACCCAUACCCAACAGCGGUAAUGAUACAAGACAAGGACAAGUGAAUUCGACUCUGGGAAACCGAUCUGAAUAUGAUUAUCCGACAUCCGGAAUGAAUUAUGGACAGAGCUUUUUGUGCAUCUCUGUGGACGACGAUCAAUUCGAUCUUAUCGGUCGACAGUUGAUGUAUAAUCAAAUAAUAGCGUAUAGGAGAAACAUCCCUGCUGCAUUCGCCGCGACGUUUCCGGUGCUUACGAACGCGGCUAAUCAGAAGCGUAUUAGACAAGCACCUUUUAUCAGCAAAACACUGUUAAAAUCAUCUGGCGGUGUUGAAUUCGUAUCAUUUGCCAAGAGCGAUAAGUGGCAGAAAGAUUUGUACGAAGAGUUCGUUGCGCCGAUGUUAAAAACAGAUUUAUUUGCCGAAACAUGGUUAAAUGGACGAGGUAGAUUGCCAUCGGAUUGCAAACAAGUAAAAGUGUACAAUAUCAUGACCAUUCAUUUGGCACCAGUUAACAUCGAUUUUAAGAGUAGUCGCGAUCAUUCCAAGUGGGUGGUGGCUGUUGAAGGUAAAGCUAAUCAAACCUGGACUUGCAUAGGUGAUAUUAACCGAGCAGAUACUCAAUACAUACGAGGCGGUGGAACUGUCUGUUUCAACAAUCAGAAAGUCUGGAAUAAUUAUCGAAAAGCGGUGAAUGACGUGGAACCAUGUCCUAAGCAAUAUGGUAUAAGACAAUUUUAAUUUAACGAAUUUAAUUAAUUUGGACCAGAGAAUAAUAGAUUCUAGAAGAUCUAAUAAUUUUAUUCCCACUGCACAUACGCUGGGUAUAUUCAGAACGACAACCACUCAUUGAGCGCUCAGUGAACGGUUAUCAUUGUCAUUUUGAAUGCACACAUUGUAUAUAAUUGAAAUAUAUUAUAAUCAUGAAUUAUAUAGACAUAU